UAAAUAAAUUCACACAUACGACUACUACAUAAUACUUUAGGGGAUUAUUUCAUGUUUUAUUCUAACUUGAAGGUUAAACACUGAAGUUCAUUUCAAAUUUUGCAUGGUACUCAUAUAUUUCUUAAGUAUUCUUAACGACGACUUUUGUAGAAAACAUUUAACAGAUUUAAUUCAAUUAUAAUCAGAAAGUUCCCAGGAUGGCCAAACCUCCUCCAAAACUACAAGCAUCCCGUCUUCAACAAGACUUUGAAUUACGUCGUCUCCUCGGCGAAGGAGCAUUUGGGGCGGUGAUAUAUUGCCGAAAUAAACUUGACGGGAAGGCCUACGCCAUAAAAAUUUCUGGGGAUGUUUUGGAUAAGAGAGAAAUUCAAAAUUUGGUCAAAUUGCCAGCACAUGCAAAUCUUGUUCAGUACCAUACGGCGUGGAAGGAUGCAUUUUCUAGUGGAGAGAUUUCUCAGAUUAAAGCCAAAAUAGGAAUGGCAUCUGGGAGUCAUUUGAGUAUCCCGCCAGGAAGUAGCGCCCUUAACGUGCUCUGCAUCCAAAUGGAACUCUGCGGUCAAGAUCUACGCCAUUGGCUGGGUCAAGCCUCCUCCGUCGAUGAACAAUUAUCCAUCGGAAUCUUCAUCCAAUUACUCCGAGGCCUUAACCACAUCCACACGCACAACCUGAUCCAUCGCGACUUAAAACCCGAAAACAUCUUCUUCGACAAGAAUAAUCCAUCCGUCGUAAAAAUCGGAGAUCUUGGCAUAGCCACGGAUCAUUUCGCCACAAAAGCGGCUCUUUUCCACACGAAGGGUGCCGGGACAAUGUUAUACCUGGCGCCUGAACAAUCUAAUGCAUCAUACAGUAAAUCCGUAGAUAUUUACGCUCUCGGAAUAAUAUUUAUGGAACUGCUUUGCCCCUCGUUACAAGUAGGGGGCGAUUAUCAGAAACUAUUUGGAGCAAUUAGCGAUUUAAAAAGUAGAAAAAUCGUUCCAGACUCGAUUAAAAGAAAGUGGCCCAAGGCGGCCGGGCUAAUCGUGGAAAUGGUGGCGCAUAAUCCGGAUAAGAGACCAAGUUAUGACAGCAUUUACGCCACAUUUGCGACAAGUUCAGGUGGUUCAAGUUCCGGUACAAGAACGCCAUCCGGCGCUUCUGCACCUCGAAAUUCCGCCCCUGUUCCUUCAACCUUCGUUCAAAAUAAGGCGCCAACCCUCGUUCAAAAUAAGGCGCCAACCCUCGUUCAAAAUAAGGCGCCAACCUUCGUCCAAAAUAAGGCGCCAACCGUCAUUCACAGUGGGGUUCGUUGUAAUGGAUGUGGAGUUCAGAAUAUACAAGGGGUUCGAUUCAAAUGCACAAUCUGUGAUGAUUACGACUUGUGCGAAAAGUGCGAAAAAAGGUGCGGACUUCAUCCCGAGGAUCAUAUCCUGCUUAAAAUAAAGACGCCGAAGAGGCGUAUUCCCGCGGCCGCUGUACCAGAUUUUAGCCCCGCUCCCGCCGCAGCAGGAGCUUCUUCCUCAAGGGCAGCGACAUCUUCGUAUCAAAAUCCAUUUCAGCAAAUUACCCAUCAAAACCCAAUUCAGUACGAUAACCAUCAAAACCCAUUUUCGUACCAUAGCGACCCACAUGCUGCACAUUUUAACCUGCUAAAUAUGAACUCUGUUGGACAAACACUUGCCCCAUUUUCGUACCAUAACGACCCACUUUCGGCACAGUUACACCUUUUAAAUUUGAAUUCAGUUGGACAAAGUCAAACUGGGACACUCUAUGAUUUCGACACUAAUUCGGACGACAGUUCUAGCGCGGAAGAAGCUGAGGGCAAUUACGUAAAUGGAGCAAUUUGUAACAACUGUUCAGAAAGCGUGACGACCUGGUACCAGUGUGACGACUGUCCUCGGAGUGCUGCUGGGUACUUUGAUUUAUGUGGGGACUGUCUUCACGAUUCCUACCUGAAACAUCCUCGUCGUCAUAAUUUCACCAAAUUUAAAUGUUAUCAUUAGUAUUUAAUUUGAUUAAUAUUAAUAGAAAAUUUUGUUUCCUAUAACAUUUUUCGAUAUCUGACCUCGAUAUGUGACCUGUUAUUAAGGGGUUAAGCUCAUUAAUAGGAAUACGUUUGUUUGUCUGCGUACACAGUAAGUUGAUAACGAUUUUAGCCGAAUGUAAUGAGAGAUCACAGAGUUUCUUAAUAGGAGUACAGAUGUGUAUACAAUAAUUCCUACAAUUUGAAAGUAUUUAUGCUUAUGACAAUGACAAAUUUAAGCUAAGAAUAAAGCCCAAUUAAAAUAAACAAGGCGUUUCUAAA
Messenger RNA from Folsomia candida, 2281 nucleotides. RefSeq names its product mitogen-activated protein kinase kinase kinase 5-like. The record is from RefSeq and is a predicted model, not a curated record. Bases 198 to 1979 code for a protein of 593 amino acids. The transcript is spliced from 3 exons. Gene Ontology annotation, biological process: protein phosphorylation. Gene Ontology annotation, molecular function: zinc ion binding; ATP binding; protein kinase activity. Lineage: Eukaryota; Metazoa; Arthropoda; Collembola; Entomobryomorpha; Isotomidae.